Molecule: messenger RNA, 1411 nt
Organism: Durio zibethinus
Lineage: Eukaryota; Viridiplantae; Streptophyta; Magnoliopsida; Malvales; Malvaceae
Product: mitochondrial hydrolase YKR070W-like
Biological process (GO): glycerophospholipid biosynthetic process
Cellular component (GO): mitochondrion
Source: RefSeq, a predicted model, not a curated record
UAUGGUAACGGUCAAGAAAUCAUGUAAGAGCGAGAGUGCGAGAGACAGUCAUCGGCUUCAGCCUUCUAGCAACCACGAGAAUUUUCAGAGAACAAAGGAGAGAAAGCUAAGGGUAGAAAUGAGAUUUCACGCAUCAACAAUUUCUAGGGUUUCUCAAUUCAAAAACAGAGCUCCACUUUCGUAUCAAUCCUCCUCUCAGCGUCGAAAACGGUGUAAUUUUGGAAUAGCAUUUGAUAUCGACGGCGUCAUUCUUCGUGGCCGUGUUCCCAUUGGAGGUUCUCCACGAGCUCUGAGAAGAUUGUACGGAGAUUCUGGUGAAUUGAAUGUUCCAUACUUGUUCUUAACUAAUGGAGGUGGCAUCCCGGAAACGAAGCGAGCCAAGGAGUUAAGUGAACUUUUGGGAGUGAAUAUUAUGUUUUCUCAGGUUGUACAAGGUCACUCACCUUUUAGAAAUUUAUUGAAGAAAUUUGAGAAUGAACUCAUUAUUGCCACUGGAAAAGGGGACCCCACGUUGGUGAUGUCUGAGUAUGGUUUCAAAAAAGUUGUGUCAUUGGAAGAAUAUGCAUCUUACUUUGAGAGCAUUGAUCCUGUAUCUCAAUAUAAGAGAUGGACAACUAUGCCACUGUCAGAUAGGAAGAUGCCAACAUUGCCAAGAUGUGAUGUUUCCUCAGAGAGGAUUAAGGCAGUAUUUGUUGUCAGUGAUCCUGUAGACUGGGGCAGGGACAUUCAGGUGCUAUGUGAUGUUUUAAGAUCUGGAGGCCUCCACAGAGAAGCAAAUAGAAACCAACCCCCUUUAUAUUUUGCUGCUGAUGAUCUUGAAUAUCAGGCUGCCUUUCCUUCUAAGCGUCUUGGAAUGGGUGCUUUUAGAAUUGCACUGGAAAGCAUCUUCAACAGAAUCAAUCCCAAAGGUCUGGAGUACGUAUCUUAUGGGAAACCAAAUCCAUUUGUAUUCAAGAAUGCUGAAGCAAUAUUGAACCAACUUCAGUCAUCUUUGUGUCUAGAUCAUUCGGAGAACAAUGGAGUCCCCAGAUCACAUCCGUUUAAAACACUUUACAUGAUUGGUGAUAAUCCUUCAGUUGAUGUCAAAGGUGCACAACAGGCAGGCCGUCCUUGGUUUUCUAUUUUGACAAGGACAGGUGUUUUCCGAACAAAAGAUAAUCAUGCCGAAUUCCCAGCAGACCUGGUUGUUGAUACGGUUGAGGAGGCAGUGGACUAUAUUUUGAAAAGAGAGUGUAUGUCUUAGAAUCAGCCCUUUUUCGAAGUGAUUAUUCAUUUUCUCAUUUGAGACAUUCUUUUGACAUAAUGGACGCUAAUGCCAUGACCAAAUUUAGAGGUUUUUUGAAUGCCAAAUAUAAAUUCCACCAUUGUUUAGUCUUCUUUCCAUUCUGCUCUACUUCUCUAUUGAACGUGG